This is a messenger RNA of Astrephomene gubernaculifera, 1631 nucleotides long. The record is from the annotation of a GenBank genome assembly. Lineage: Eukaryota; Viridiplantae; Chlorophyta; Chlorophyceae; Chlamydomonadales; Astrephomenaceae.
CGCCUAUAUAUUUCGGACAAUACAUAGUUAAGACACGCCACCGUUGAAUAGCUUUACAGAUAAGGAGCAAACAGCCACCCGCUGCUGCCCUCCACACUUCGGACUUUCUGUUGACCUUUGCGAAAAGGGUUUAUUGCUUUAGGUAUACAACAAAGAACAUGUCGGCGGCAUUUCUCGUCUCGGCGAGGUUCGCGCAUCCUCAACAGCGACCCAUGGCACCGCGGCGAACAUUGAGGCUGCACUGCGCUGCCGUCAGUAUGAACCCGACAAACUUCUCGCUGGUCAAGCAAGUUGUCCUGUCAAAGACCAAAAUCCCUGAGCACGAUUGGGACCCCAACGAAGACGAGCGCAAACGGCUUUCAACCAUGUCCGUACAAACCGUCGCAGCCAAGCUCGAGGAGCUCCAACAACUUUUGCAACCGCCUUCCGUUAACCUCCUCAUGACUAAGGUUCCCGCCAGUACCCUGGCCCGGCCGCCCAUCCGCGUCCGCGACCAGGUGCUUGCGGUUGCCGACAUGCUGGGGCAAGCCACCGAGCUGGAUGCGGCGAAGGUGCUGGCACUUACCCGGCGCACCAUGGGCAAGCCGGAUGAGCACUUUCAGGAGCGCAUAGACGCGCUGGCUACGAUUGGGGACCUGGGUCUGGCUCAGCGCACGGUCAUCAGCCGGCCCAAGGUCCUGGAGCAGACCCCGCAAGCCAUCCAGCUCAAGAUCUCGCUCAUUCGGCAGGCGGUGCAGGCGGGUGGCAGCGAGGAGAUCAGGAGGGACCUGGAACGGAUGUCGGCCAGCCAGCUGGGGUACGCCCUGACGCGGGGUGUGCCGGGAGUGCUGCGGCUCAAAUACCUGGCGGAGAAGAGGUACAACGUGACCGUUACGCUUGAUACCGUACUGCGGUACUCGUCGGAGAAGUGGAACAAGAUGCACCCUGAUUAUGAUGCCUGGUUGGAGGAGCAGGAAGCUGUCAUCCAGAGCGAGUAUCUGGACAUGUAAGCUUGCUGUCGCUGCGGAGGGGAGCCGGGCACGGCGGGUGCCGGUAAUCGCUGUACGGUGGGGGUUUGCUGGGGCCGGUCGACAGAGGUGGCGGGGAGCUUGUAGUGUGGUACAUUGUGUAUGAAUAAGCGAAGCUAUGGCUGGCCCUGGCUGUAGGCCGAGAAAAUAAUCUAUGUAUGAAGUAAGUUAGAGGCUGUUGGCGGUGGUGUUGCAGUUCUUAGCGCUGUUCAUGCGGAUGGAGCCAUUGACGCGGGUGUUGUUGAGGUUUAAGGAUGAAUGAGCGAUAGUAGUUUAGUGGCUCUAUUCCCUUGCAUCCCUUGGUGUGUAGCUGUAGCGCUAUCCCGUUCUAUGUGUGCCUUGCCAAAUCCAAUCGGGUUGUAUUAUAUACGAGGAACAGUGUCCAAGUGCUUAGCUAGCUAUCAACGGUUCCCUUUGGCUAUAUGUAGCCGGCCGCGCUUUGGGUUUUUGCACAUACAUGCAAGCGCUGUGCCGCGCAUGGUGAUGGAUGGUGGAUGGCUACUUCAUUUAUCAAUAGCAGUAAGUCAAUCCAGAGCACUCUGUUUGGUUUUUUCGGUGGAAUUCGGCUGCAGACUUCAGGGCCCCGUGCAGUGCUGCUGAUGUAAGGUCGAGGGGGAAUGGAAA